AUGCCGAUCUCCGGAGCAGGAACCGCGGCCAACACCGCUGCGGGGAAAACAUCGGCGCCUGGUCCCGCGAGAGACAAGUCAAAAGUGCUUGAACCGUUUCGGGACUCACAAGCUUGGGACGACGUGUACUGGAAUAGCUCGGCUCGUACUUACGGUGAUGGGGGCGAGUGGCCUAGUCAGGGUGGUGGUUCGGAAAGAGAUCUAAGAUGCGAUGUCUCCAACAGUAAGGAUCAUGCCGAUGACAAAGAGGAACUAUCUUCGGUUAUCAUCGACGACCUAUGCAUCAUAUCGCAAAUUUCCCGGCCAAAUGCCGACGGUGUCUCUGCAGAGCCACUAUCGCCAGUCAACCUCAGCGUGCUAGAGCCGUGGAAAGAGUUUCUACUCACCCAUUUUUCAGAAGCCAUCGCCCCCGAGAUGGUUGUAGUGGAUGACAUCAAUAACGGCUGGCGACGUUUGAUCCUACCAAUAGCAUGGUCAAACACAAUGGUAAUGGACGCCGUUCUUGCCGUGUCGGCAUUCCAUCUUUCGGGCAGGGCGAUCCUACAGCCCGUAGUCAAUCCGGACAGGCUCUAUGCCUUAGCAAUCAGUCAGCUGCUUAACCGCAAGGACCUGGCUGAUCGAAGUGAUGAGCCCAAACAACUCGUCGUUCUGGCCAUUGUUGUGCUUCUGGUUUCUGUCAUGGUCAAUGGUAUGCCAGACUUUCCAAUUGUCUUCCAAAUGCUGGAGUCCGCCGUAACGGCUAUUGGAGGUGAUGCCACCCUCACAGAUGGAGGGGAGAUGGGCAGCUUUCUUUUGAGGCAGAUUCGCAAAAUGCGAGUCUACGCUGCACCUCUGGUCAGUCAAGAUGCCGGAAAGAACGCAAUUUUGUACCAUGCGCGGGAGAGUUUCGACUGUCUCUACUACUACUACAAUUUGUAUCCCGAUCAUUGUCCAACGUUUGACCUUAUCGCCGAUAUCCGCCAGCAAGCCUUCAACAUGUACCUCUGUCGAGUGUUGACAAACGACAACGAAGCCCCUUUACUCCCCUCAUGUAUCGAUGCUAUCGAGACGUUCCAACGGAGCCUGCAGGCUUUCCCAGAAGGCGCACUAGGGGAACACAUACUUGUCUGGCCAACGUUCAUCGCUGCGCUCGAGUGUCAUACCCUUGAGCAGCGCCUAUUCUUUGAACAGUUUCUACUAAGGCAGUAUAAUCGUAACAACUUCUUGAACAUCCCGAAGGCUUUGGAGUUUCUGAGAGGUAUUCGGUUGCAGGAUACUCUUCAGUCAGACUGGCCUGCACUUAUUCCGAGACUUCGGGUUUUCAUCAUGUAG
Messenger RNA from Colletotrichum tamarilloi, 1311 nucleotides. RefSeq lists its product as uncharacterized. The transcript is spliced from 4 exons. The record is from RefSeq and is a predicted model, not a curated record. Bases 1 to 1311 code for a protein of 436 amino acids. NCBI's taxonomy places the organism in Eukaryota, Fungi, Ascomycota, Sordariomycetes, Glomerellales, Glomerellaceae.